Messenger RNA from Perognathus longimembris pacificus (Pacific pocket mouse), 2060 nucleotides. RefSeq names its product phospholipase A2 group IVC (gene Pla2g4c). Gene Ontology annotation, biological process: glycerophospholipid catabolic process. Gene Ontology annotation, molecular function: calcium-dependent phospholipid binding; calcium ion binding. The transcript is spliced from 16 exons. Gene Ontology annotation, cellular component: nuclear envelope; nucleoplasm; cytosol. The record is from RefSeq and is a predicted model, not a curated record. NCBI's taxonomy places the organism in Eukaryota, Metazoa, Chordata, Mammalia, Rodentia, Heteromyidae.
ACCUUAUAUAAAAUGCACUCGACAGGCCUGGCCCACCCACCCGAAGGGAGUCGUGAGACGGAGCUUGUGGCUGCUUCUUCCUGUUUCUGCCCUCUGCCCCAUUCAGGACUGCGGGGGACCCCCAGCAUCCCAGGAAGGGAACACUUCAAAUAUAAUAAGCGGAGGAGAUUUGGAAGAUGAACCAAGAGCCAUCCCCUAAAUUGCUGAUGUCUGGAAGCACAGGUCCUCAAGAUGGCGGGGAAAAGGAGAAGGCCUGUGUGGAGAAACGCAGCUCCCGGGUGUUAAAAGCUUUGGAAGACCAGGGCAUCCAAGCCACCCAGGCUCCUCGCAUUGCUGUGCUGGGUUCGGGCGGUGGCAUGCGGGCACACAUCGCCUUCCUCGGGGUCCUGAGUGAGUUGAAAGAACUCGGCCUGCUGGACGCCAUCAUGUACCUGGCCGGAGUCUCAGGCUCCACGUGGGCCAUGUCUUCAUUGUACAGCAACCGUGGGGACAUGGCCAGUAUCGAGACGGAACUCAAACAGCGAUUUGAGCAUAAGGAGUGGGAUGUGUUCAAGAGCCUGCAGAAAGCCAUCAACGCAUCCAGAUCCAAGAAUUACUCUCUCACUGACUUCUGGGCCUACUUAAUUGUCUCCAGACAGAGCAGAGAGUUCCUGAGCGCUUGUCUGUCCAGUCUGAAGGAGGAUGUGGAGGCAGGGAUGCUCCCCUACCCCAUAUAUGCCGCCAUUGACAAUGACCUUCAGCCUGAAUGGGUGAAGGCAAAAACCAAGAAUUCCUGGUUUGAGUUCACUCCUCACCAAGCUGGCUACCCCACCCUUGGGGCGUACAUCCCUGUCACCCAGUUUGGAAGCCACUUCCAGAAUGGAAAGCUGAGCAAGCUGGAGCCUGAACGAGACCUUUCUUUCCUGAGAGGUUUAUGGGGAAGCGCUAUAGCGAACACGGAAGAAAAUAAGAAAUAUAUAUGGGAUGAGAUUUUGAACCUGAAAAAUGAAUGUUUGUCAUGGAGUCCGUCCGAAAAAGGGCUGCAUGUCCUCGCCUCUUCUCUCUGCCCAGGGCUGAGUAAAGAAGAGUUGGCGGUGGAUACUUUGCUCCUGGACUUGCUGGUGGAGUACACCACAGACCCGAAGGCUCCAGACCUCUAGGAGAAGCUCCAGGCUCUGAAGCAGGCCCUGGAUGCCAACCCAAAGAAGUAUGGUACUAUGUGUGGGAAGCUGGCGGAGAAGAUCCUGACGUGGGAGACCAUGUCCCAGGAGGAGCAAAGCCAGUUCUUGCAGAGCCUGGUGCACUCUUGCACAUCGCAAGGGCAGCCUGACCAUCUCAUUCCGGAGGCUCCUUCUCCAUUUCUCCCUCUAGAGUCAUUCUUGAGCUGGCCAUCGUUUUUGAACAAAACCAUAGUGUGCUUGUGGAACUGGGAAUGGGGAACCAUUUACAACUACCUCCACAAGCCAGGCUCUGCGGAUGACAAGAUAGUUCAGGAAAUGUGUAGCCGGAAGCUCCUUCACCUGGUGGACGCUGGCUUGGCCAUCAACAGUGCCUAUCCCCUUGUCCUGCCCCCUACCCGGGAGGUCCAGCUCAUCCUCUCCUUCGACUUCAGUGAUGGGGAUCCUUUUGAGACCGUCGUAUCCACGGCUGACUAUUGCAGUCUGCAUGGGAUCCCCUUCCCCCCUGUGGACAAAGCCAAGCUAGAGCCCUGUGCCAUGGCCCCCGACAGUUGCUACAUCUUCAAGGGGGACACCGGGCCCACCGUGAUGCAUUUCCCCCUCUUUAACAAAUGCAACUGUGCAGAUGAUAUCGAGGCUUGGAAGCAUAAAUACAGCACAUUCAAAAUCUCUGGCACCUACUCGCUGGAGCUGGUGAACGAGCUCCUGGACAAGGCCAAAGAGAAUGUUUGGAAGAACAAGCAGAAAAUCCUUGACACGAUCAAGGAGAUGGUGGGAUGCUAAGUCAUCCUAACCCCUCAUAGCAGCGAUUGAAGAGCAUCUGAGCCCUGGAGCUCUGAUUCAGACUCUCCCUCCUGCUCCCAAACCCAGCUGUCCCCCCUUCCCAACCCAGACCCCUCCCCA